Molecule: messenger RNA, 955 nt
Organism: Phragmites australis (common reed)
Lineage: Eukaryota; Viridiplantae; Streptophyta; Magnoliopsida; Poales; Poaceae
Product: succinate dehydrogenase subunit 5, mitochondrial-like
Exons: 5
Coding region: 77-769 (230 amino acids)
Biological process (GO): tricarboxylic acid cycle
Cellular component (GO): respiratory chain complex II (succinate dehydrogenase)
Source: RefSeq, a predicted model, not a curated record
CUAUCACCUGAACGAAACUCCGCAAGAGGCCUCCACUUCCUCCUCCGUCUCGCGACCAUCUCUCCCGACCACGGCGAUGGCCGCCGCCGCCGCUCUCCGCUCCUCCUCCGUCACGCGCCGCCUCCUACGCCUUGCUCCGGCCGCCUCGUCGGCGCUAUCCGCCGCCUCCCGCCCCGCCGUGGCGGUGGCGCCGCUCUUGCGUCCGGUCGCCGCCGUCUCAGGUGGGAACAAUCCUAUCUCAUGGAACUUGAGGCGCUUCUUCAGUUCAAAUGAAAAGCAUUUGCCUGCAAUAUCUGACCCAGAGAUAGAAUCUGCAUUUAAGGAUUUGAUGGCUGCUAGUUGGAAUGAACUUCCAGAUUCUCUUGUAGAUGAAGCAAAGAAAGCUGUAUCUAAAACUACUGAUGAUACAGCUGGUCAAGAGGCUUUGAAAAAUGUAUUUCGUGCAGCUGAGGCAUGUGAAGAAUUUGGCGGAGUUUUAGUUACCCUAAGAAUGGCUCUUGAUGAUCUUUGCGGCCUGACUGGUGAAAAUGUGGGUCCUUUGCCUGGUUAUAUUGAAGAUGCUGUUAAAGCUGCAUAUAAUCGCUACAUGACAUAUCUGGAGUCCUUUGGCCCUGAGGAAAAUUAUCUACGAAAGAAGGUGGAGACUGAGUUGGGGACUAAAAUGAUACACCUCAAAAUGCGAUGCAGUGGCAUAGGUUCUGAGUGGGGAAAGAUCACCCUGAUUGGCACCUCAGGGAUCUCAGGUUCCUACGUUGAGUUAAGGGCAUGAUGUAAGUCUGCAGAUAAGAACCAUGGAAUCAUCGGCUGUUCCAUUUUUUUCCUUUCCCUGUGUAGCUACCAUGUCAAUAACGACGCGAUCAUCAAACUGCUGUGCACUUCAAGUAACUCUAGAUGCUCCAGUCUUUGUCGCUGUAAUAAGAAUGUGUUUCCGAAUGGUCACAUUUUUUUUUGCUCC